AACUUGGCCAGCCAAAGCCACCGCCGUAAUUUUUAGUAUUGAACGCCUUUAGUACUUGUCGUCGCAGGGCUCUAAUCUCUGCAGAAGAGGAUUCUAAAUUCUAAAUAAACACAUUGUUUAUUAAAAAUGUAUUCUUUUGAUAUUAAGGAAAUACCAGGAAAGGGACGUGCCAUGUUGGCUACAAAAGCCUACAACGUGGGAGAUGUCAUAUUCGAAGAGGAACCUUUUGUAUCCAGUCAGUUCUCUUGGAAUGCUGCCUAUGGUUAUGCCGCCUGUGAUCAUUGUAUGCGUCCCUUGGAAACGGUCACUGAAAAUGUAAGACGUUUGGCUAACAAACCAGCUUUAGUGGUGCCUUUGCUGGAACAUGAUCCCACUAAACAAUGGUUGGAACAAUUCUGUUGCUGUCCUAAGUGUAAAGUACGCUACUGUUCGGAAGAUUGUCGUAUGGAGGCGUUGAAGAAAUAUCAUCGUGUUGCCUGUAUGGGUAGUUUUAGAACGGAUGAUUCACAUCCCAUCAAUAGGUUAAAUGAAAUUUGGAAAAAAAUGCAUUAUCCUCCUGAGACUGGCACCAUAAUGCUUUUGGUACGCCUAAUGGCCAUGUAUCAGCAAAGUCCUAAUAAGGCAGAAUUUUUAGAAACUUUACAAUCUUUCCAGUCGUUAAUUGUAAAUAAAGAACAGCAAAUUUAUCACAAAAUGUUGGGUGAAAAUUUUGAAAUACAAAUGGAACAGUUAUAUGCUGCUUUUUGUGAAGCCUUUCAGGGAGAAGAAUUUGCAGUGUUUACUACUCCAGAAGCGUUUAAAACUCUUAUGGGUUUAGUGGGUACCAAUAGUCAAGGUGUGGCCACCAGUGUUUUAGCCGAAUGGGUUAAAAAGGUAUCAGAUUUACCUAUGCCCGAAGCGGAUAAAGUAAAAUUGGAUGAAUAUAUAGAUGAUCUAUAUAAUAAAGUAGGAGAAUUCGCUGGCGAAUUCUUAAAUAAUGAAGGUUCUGGAUUAUAUUUACUCCAAAGUAAAAUAAAUCACAGUUGUGUUCCUAAUGCUCAAUCGACAUUUCCAUAUUCCAAUGAUAUUGUUGUCCUCAAAGCCACACAACCUAUACAGCCGGGUGAAGAAAUUUGUAUUUCAUAUUUAGAUGAAUGUCAAUUGGAAAGAAGUAGACAUUCCCGUCAAAAGAUUCUUAAAGAGAAUUAUAUCUUCGUGUGUCAAUGCCCCAAAUGUCAAUUGGAAGCUAAUGAUCCUGAUGAAACUAGUGAGGAUGAAUAUGAUGACGAUGAAAUGGAUAUGGAUGAUGACGAUGAUAUGGACGAUUAAUGAAAAUGUAAUUCAUUUAAUGGACUAAUUGUUUUUUUUUUGUAAAUUUAUAAUCAAAGAGA
Messenger RNA from Lucilia cuprina (Australian sheep blowfly), 1370 nucleotides. RefSeq names its product histone-lysine N-trimethyltransferase SMYD5 (gene Smyd5). Gene Ontology annotation, molecular function: protein binding; histone H4K20 methyltransferase activity. The coding region runs from base 127 to 1308 and encodes 393 amino acids. NCBI's taxonomy places the organism in Eukaryota, Metazoa, Arthropoda, Insecta, Diptera, Calliphoridae. The transcript has 6 exons. The record is from RefSeq and is a predicted model, not a curated record.